AUGUUUAGUUUCGAUACACGAUCAACGCAUUGUAUUCUCGUUUCACCUAUAACUUGGGUAUUUGUAGUAAUUACAUUUGGGAUUAUCAUAGCCAUUGGUAUGACUAUUCAUGAAACUUUUGGACCAACUUCACACAGAAUACGUGAUUGGACUAAACAUAUAUUAAGAAAAGUAGAUCUUAUCGGCGAAGGGCAAUUAUGGAUUGGUGGUCUUGUGUCAGCUGCUGUCGUUGUUCUUAUCGUUACAGCUUACGUUUUCUCCAGUCAAUAUUUGCAUCGAUAUCCAAUUGAACUUGUCAAAGGCGACAGUUCAUUUGCCUGUGAUGUCGCAAUAAACAAUGCAAAGUUUAGUACAACAACACAAAUCAUACCCAAUACACGUAGUUCCAAAGAUAUUCAAGUAGUAUUUGAUAUGCUUAGUUCACAAUCAUUUACUCUCAAUAUUGAUUUUAUUCAAACAGCAAUCACUUGUAAUGAUUCGCUCAUGGUACAACGUUCCGUCGGUUAUACAUUCAAAAAUUUAACUAUAUUGAGUUGUCAGACUACUCACAAUGAUAGUAUUCUUUCGUUAGCUGUUCUAUUACCGUCUCACAGUGUCAAUGUUCAAUUAAUCUUACCAGGAGUAAAAACUAUUGGUGCAAUUCGUCUUGGAUUAAAUGGAUCAUCCGCUGUUAGCGCAGAUAGAAGGUAUACACUUAUGGAGCUGAAUUUUGCAUCAACAUUUAUUUCUUCUUCGCUCGAUCAAGUUCUUGCCUCAUCUACACUUUUUUCUCUUCAAUUGACUCAAAUUAUUAAUCGAACCGCUCCGUUGGAUAAUGGUGGUUCUGAUAUUUACAGUGCCAUUUGGUCAUCUUCGUUUAUUGUUGAUACAGACGAAUUAUUUUCUGAGGAAACUCGAUAUACUUUAUUUAAACGAACAUUUACAAAUAUAACUAUCAAUAUUGCUGAAUCAAUAUUCUACGUUAGUAAUGUACAAGAACCGAUUGCUCGACAAACAGAAAUUAUUUUUCAUAAUUUUCUAUUUACAAUCGUGGUUUUAGAACUAUUUGGUUUAUUAUUUCUUGUCAUUAAACUACUUCUUCUCCCCAUAUUUAACAGUAUAUACAAACGUGUCAAUUAUAUAUGGAACAGAAAUCGAGUUGAUGUAAUCAAACGUAAUUUAACCAAAGUGGUUGUUUACAAAGGUACUCCACCAAAGACUAACAAACCAAGUCCCGUAAGAAAACUUAGUCGAAGAUGGUCAUCUGUAAUCAGCACAGGGACAAUUUUUCGCAAAUAA
Messenger RNA from Adineta steineri, 1278 nucleotides. The record is from the annotation of a GenBank genome assembly. Lineage: Eukaryota; Metazoa; Rotifera; Eurotatoria; Adinetida; Adinetidae.